Messenger RNA from Melozone crissalis (California towhee), 2935 nucleotides. It is a transcript of the gene PLA2G4A, whose product is annotated as phospholipase A2 group IVA. Gene Ontology annotation, molecular function: calcium ion binding; calcium-dependent phospholipid binding. The transcript is spliced from 19 exons. Gene Ontology annotation, biological process: glycerophospholipid catabolic process. The record is from RefSeq and is a predicted model, not a curated record. NCBI's taxonomy places the organism in Eukaryota, Metazoa, Chordata, Aves, Passeriformes, Passerellidae. Gene Ontology annotation, cellular component: Golgi apparatus; cytosol; endoplasmic reticulum. Bases 272 to 2530 code for a protein of 752 amino acids.
CGCGGAGUGGCCCGCGGCGGGAGCGGAGCGGAGCGGGACGCGCCCGGCGGAGCCCGGCAGCCAGCUGCUAAAAACACUGGCAUGACUGGAAUUUAAGAUACUGGAUUCCUGCUCUUACCCUGAAGUAGAGGAAAUAAACGUGAGAAAUUUCUCCAGCUCAGGCAGUUAAAGGACCUAUCAUACUGAACUCUGCUUUGAGAAGAGGGGAAGCCUCUCCUGUGUGGAUUUGAAAUAGAUAGUUGGCAGUUGCCUUGAAUAAACUAAGGCAAAAAUGUCUAUCAUAGAUCCUUAUCAACACAUUGUGGUGGAGCACCAGUACUCACACAUAUUCACUGUGACAGUAAGGAAAGCCACAAAUGUCACCAAAGGAGCCAUUGGUGACAUGCUUGACACUCCAGAUCCCUACGUGGAGCUGUUCAUCCCCACUGCCCCUGACUGCAGGAAGAGAACCAAGCACUUCAACAAUGACAUCAACCCUGUGUGGGAUGAGACCUUUGAGUUCAUUCUGGACCCCAAUCUGGAGAAUGUCCUGGAGGUUACUCUCAUGGAUGCCAACUAUGUUAUGGAUGAGACUCUUGGCACAUCCACGUUUCCCAUCUCUUCUCUGAAACUGGGAGAGAAGAAGGAGGUCCAGCUAACUUUCAAUAAUGUCACAGAAAUGACUUUGGAAUUGUCUCUGGAAGUAUGCUCCUCCACGGACCUGCGGUUCAGCAUGGCGCUGUGCGACGAGGAGAAGAGGUUCCGGCAGCAGCGCAGAGACAACAUCAUGCACAGCAUCAAAUCAUUCCUGGGGGAGAAGAGCCACAACCUGACCUCUUCCCGUGAUGUGCCGGUGAUCGCCGUGCUGGGCUCGGGAGGGGGGUUCCGGGCCAUGGUGGGCUUUGCUGGAGUCAUGAAAGCACUUUAUGAGUCAGGAGUCCUGGACUGUGCCACCUACAUUGCUGGGCUCUCCGGAUCCACCUGGUAUAUGUCAACUCUGUAUUCCCACCCUGACUUCCCAGCCAAGGGCCCAAAGGAGAUCAAUGAGGAGCUGAUGCACUCGGUGAGCCACAACCCCCUGCUGCUGCUCACCCCGCAGAAGGUCAAGCGCUACAUCGAGGCCCUGUGGAACAAGAAGAGCUCAGGGCAGCCUGUCACCUUCACUGACAUCUUUGGCAUGCUCAUAGGGGAAACACUGAUCCAUGAUAGGAUGGACACCACUCUGAGCAAUAUGAAAGAGAAGGUCAGCAAUGCCCAGUGUGCUCUGCCACUCUUCACCUGUCUGCAUGUCAAACCAGAUGUCUCAGAGCUGAUGUUUGCAGACUGGGUGGAGUUCAGUCCAUAUGAAAUUGGAAUGGCCAAGUAUGGCACUUUCAUGUCUCCUGAUCUGUUUGGAAGCAAGUUUUUUAUGGGGACAGUGGUGAAGAAAUAUGCUGAAAAUCCCUUGCAUUUCCUGAUGGGUGUCUGGGGCAGUGCAUUUUCAAUAUUAUUUAACAGAGUCCUUGGUGUCUCCAAUUCUCAGAAUAAAGGGCCCACCAUGGAAGAAGAAUUAGAAAAUAUUAGGCUAAAGCACCUUGUGAGCAAUGACAGCUCAGACAGUGAAGAUGAGUCACAGCAUCCAAAAGGCACGGAGGGAGCUGAGGCCAAGCAGGAGAGCCAGGGGAGGCUGCAGGAGAGCAGCCAGGAGAGCUGGGUGCAGCGCAUGCUGAUGGCCCUGGUGGGGGACAGCGCCCUGUUCAACACACGCGAGGGUCGUGCCGGCAAGGUGCACAACUUCAUGCUGGGGCUCAACCUCAACAGCUGCUACCCCCUGUCCCCUCUGGCAGAGCUGCUCACCCAGGAGUCCCUGGAGGAGGAGGAGCCGGCAGCAGUGGCAGAUCCUGACGAGUUUGAGAGGAUCUAUGAGCCCCUGGAUGUGAAGAGCAAGAAGAUCCACAUUGUGGACAGUGGGCUGACCUUCAACCUGCCCUACCCGCUCAUCCUGAGGCCCCAGAGAGGUGUGGAUCUCAUCAUCUCCUUCGAUUUCUCAGCCAGGCCAAGUGAUUCCAGCCCUCCUUUCAAAGAGAUCCUGCUGGCUGAAAAAUGGGCCAAAAUGAACAAGCUUCCUUUCCCCAAGAUAGACCCCAAUGUGUUUGACAGGGAGGGCAUGAAGGAGUGCUAUGUUUUCAAACCCAAGGACACCUCCUCAGAGAAGGACUGUCCAACCAUCAUCCACUUCGUGCUGGCCAACAUCGACUUCAGGAAGUACAAAGCUCCAGGUGUUCCCAGAGAAACACAGGAAGAGAAGGAUUUUGCAGAUUUUGAUAUUUUUGAUGAUUCAGACACACCUUUCUCUACCUUCAACUUCCAGUAUCCCAACGAGGCUUUCAAGAGGCUCCACGACCUCAUGGAGUUCAACACCCUCAAUAACAUGGAUGUGAUCAAGGAGGCGAUGGUGGAGAGCAUUGAGUACAGGAAGCAGAACCCCUCUCGCUGCUCCGUGUCCCUCAGCAGCGUGGAGGCCAGGAGGUUCUUCAACAAGAGCAACCUCAACAACAACAACCACACGUAGAGGCUGUGCACGGCCCUGCCCUGCCCAGAAACUGCUCCUGCCUUUGGAACUGCAGGCAGAAGGACUUGAGUGGAGCAUCCCUGCUCCUCACGGGGCUGUGCGACACUCCUGAGAACGUCUUCUUGUGAAUGCAUUUUGUACUGCUGUUUUGGGAGCUGAAAACAUUUCAGUGGGCUGAGAUCCUUGUUUUUAAAACUGUGGAUCAUUGGGUUCAGUGUCUUUGUGUUUUCUUAUAGAAUUGGAAACACUGUUUUUUUUUGGGGAGGUAACUGAUUUUUAAUUGGUGUAAACUGGGCGUAGCUUGAAGGGUAAGAUGGAAUUAAAAAAAAAAAAAAUUGAAAUCCACUUUACUGCUAUAUGAGAAUGUCUGUACCACUCAGCAAAAAACGAAACCUCUGAUACUUU